CUCAAAUACAAUAAUAUUAUCAACAAUGGAUCAAAUUCAAAAGACACAAUCAGCACCUGAACGUGUUUACAAAGAUUUUGAACCUUAUUUUGAAUGGAUUAAAGAUGAAGUAAGUUACACUCUUAUCCUAAUGCUGCCAGGAUUCACAAAGGAACAAUUGAGAGUGCAAGUGACUUCAAAAGGUGUCCUAAGGAUCAAUGGUGAAAGGCAAGGGAUUGAGAAUAUAUGGCAUCGUUUUCGUAAGGUAUUUCCAAUUCCUCAAUAUUGUGACACAAAUGAUGUCGAUGCCAAGUUUGAACAUGGAGUGUUGUCAAUCAAGUUUCCAAAAUUGAUCACCCCGGAUAAUAAGCCUCAAGAACAAGAAACUAUCACGAAUCCACCACAAGAAGAACCUUCAAUGGCACGUCAAAAUAGUGAUGAAGCUAAGGCGCCAACACAAGCACAAGUGGUUGAUGAACCGCGAGAGAUGCAAAAGGAAGAUGAAAAAGAAAAUAACAAGAUAGAAGAACAAGUUGAGAAUGAUCAAAAUAAUGUGAAGACUAAUCAUGUGUCACCGGAGACUAAAGAAGUUGUUAAAACUCGCGAAGUAAUUGACAUCCAAAGAGAAGACAAAGAGAAAGAGAAAGAGGAAAGAGAAGACACAGAGAAAGAGAAAGAGGAAAGAGAUAUAGAAAACAGUAAGAGAAUGAGAAAAGAUGAAAAAUGA
Molecule: messenger RNA, 706 nt
Organism: Vicia villosa (hairy vetch)
Lineage: Eukaryota; Viridiplantae; Streptophyta; Magnoliopsida; Fabales; Fabaceae
Product: inactive protein RESTRICTED TEV MOVEMENT 2-like
Exons: 3
Coding region: 26-706 (226 amino acids)
Source: RefSeq, a predicted model, not a curated record